Molecule: messenger RNA, 2414 nt
Organism: Lycium barbarum (goji berry)
Lineage: Eukaryota; Viridiplantae; Streptophyta; Magnoliopsida; Solanales; Solanaceae
Product: zinc finger BED domain-containing protein DAYSLEEPER-like
Exons: 3
Coding region: 1246-1962 (238 amino acids)
Molecular function (GO): DNA binding; protein dimerization activity
Source: RefSeq, a predicted model, not a curated record
CAAAGCCAAAGAUAUACCGGGAGGCGUGUUAAAGGGGGCUCCUGAUUUCUGUACUGUACAUGUCAUCUCCAAAUCUGGAAAAAUCUCAUCUACACGUGCUGCUUCUCGCCUCGCGCCUUUUGUCCAUCCACUACGCCACCAGUUAAUGCAGCCAGCGAGCAUCAAAUUUGCUCCAUUUGAGCCUUCAAUACCCUCUGCUACUAAUUCAAGAAGUGAGCCAAACACUAGGAAAAGCAAGUUCUUUUAUAAAGUUUUUGCUGCCUCCUAUGGUAAUUCUAUAACUGCUUUGUAGGGGUGUCAAUUCUGGCCCAAAACGUGAUGGCCCGCCCAAAAUUUUAUUGGUUGGGCACAAGAUAAUUAGCACUGGGCUGAUUUUAGGUCAUUCAUCAGAAUCCAUUUUUUAAUUGAUUGCCAUUUCAGCCCAAAAUUGGGCCGAAAUAUGGCCCAAGUCCAACUUUUGAAAACCCCUAAAUAAUUUAGUCAUUUCAGAUUGCUACUUUAUUCAUCUUCCUCUUUCUCUCUCCCCUUCCACACUAUAUUCAACAUAUCCAGGUUGGUGAAAUUUCAACAUACCCAAGUUCGAUUUUUUUUUUAAUGAUAAAUCAUGAGUGUAUUUGAGACAUAAAGAUGACAAAAGGCAAAUGAUUUUCACUUUUGAUUUUCUCUUGGGUUCUAUUUUUCUUUUUCUUUUUUCCAGUGUUAUUUGUGUGCUUUUUUUUUUUUUUUUUUGGAAUCAUUUGUGUGUUGCUGCUAUUUUCUUGUGGGUUCUGGAAAAUCAUUGUCAAAGUUGGUUCUUGGGGAAGUGAAUUGAAUUAGUUCUUGAUUUAUGUAUCUCUGGAAUAUGUUAUUAUAGCAGUAUACUUGGAAUAUGUUGUCUUUUUUUUAUUGUUAUAGCAGUAUACUUACUCAGUUGUUAGCAUACAAUAUACACAGAGCAAUAAAUCAUUCUAAAACACCAUUAUGUAUUUUGGUUCUUGCUUUUGUUCUUUUGCUGUAAAAUCCGCAAUUUUUUAUUUUAUAUAUGCUAAGAGUUUCUUUCAUUUUUGUAGGUUGUAUUAUGGAUCAUACUGAAGCGUGUAAUGAGGUGACUCAAGAGAGCUUUUCAAGUUCAUCAAAACGACGAAAAAAUAAACACCUAAAAGAUGCAGCCUCUCAAGUUAUGCCAAUAAAUCACGAACAAUAUCAUGAUAAGGGAGUCAAUAUCCUACUGCCAAUGUGUAUUUUCAUAAAGUUUGGAAAAUUCAUAUGAUGAUAAGAGAAGUGAUAGAUAGUGAGGAUCUUAAUAUCAAGGAAACGGCUAUAGAAAUGGAGAAAAAGUUCAAAAAAUAUUGGCAGGAAGAGUACAGUCCGAUUGCUACAAUGGCAGUAGUCCUUGAUCCUCGGUAUAAGUUAAGUCUCGUGGAUUUUUGCUUCUCUAAACUUGAUCUAUCUACUUCCACUGAAAAGGUAAAGGCUGUCGAAGAUAAUAUGCAAAAAUUAUUUAAGGAGUACUUGAAACCUUUAAUUUCUGAUGUUGAUACGGUAAGAAGUAGUAGUGGUGGAUGUGACGUUGAAAUGGCAGAUGAAAUGGAGGAGUAUGAUAAUUUUGUAAGUCCAUCUCAACCUGGUUCAAAAAAGACACAACUAAGUUUGUACUUGGAAGAGCCUGUGUUGGUUCGCAAAGGAAAUGAAAAUUUAGAUGUGCUUAAAUUUUGGAAGGAUAAUAGGAUUAAAUAUCCGGAACUCUCAUUGAUGGCACGUGAUUUGUUAAGUAUUCCUAUCACCAGUGUUUCAUCCGAGUCCGCUUUCAGUGUUGGAGGUCGUGUUAUUGGAAAAUUUCAAACCUCUAUUUUACCCGAGAAUGCAGAAGCUAAGUUGUGUUCGCGAGAUUGGCUUUAUGGUCAUCAAGCUUCUGAUGACUCAGAAGAGGAAGAUGACAUUGCAAUAGACAUGGGGAAAUUUGCUGCUAUGCCUUCCAGCUAGCUGAUGUUUUUCUCAAUUUUCUUGACAGCGGAAGAAGAAUGAUGCUUCCACUGCGCGUCAAGUUUGAAUGUUACUGUGAUGUAGUAGUUUCUAUUUGAUCUGAGAGUGUUUUUUAUCCGGACCUGCUGAGUUUUCUGUGUCAUUGCACUGUGACACUCCUGGGAAGGAACUUUAUACCGACUCUGGCCUGGACAUUAUUGGAUACGCGAAUGGAGAAAAGACUACUGAAGUUCUUGGUGAGGGAGGAUCACUUACGUACCUCACAUUCAGUAGCGGUGGUAGCUGCGGAUCCCCCAGGUCAAUCCUUAACAACUGUUGUUGAAGUGAGAACGAGGAUGAGGAAAUGGAGAAGAUAUAUUAAUGAGAAAAUUUGUUUAUUCUCCUUUUAGUAUGCAAUACUAUAGUCUGGUAUAGAUCCAGGCAUGCAAAUAAUGUUUCUUUGUUUUUAUCAA